This is a messenger RNA of Microthlaspi erraticum, 1812 nucleotides long. Lineage: Eukaryota; Viridiplantae; Streptophyta; Magnoliopsida; Brassicales; Brassicaceae. The record is from the annotation of a GenBank genome assembly.
AUGAAGCGAGCUCUCGAUAUCUCGAGGCACAGGCUCGUCUCCUCUUCUUCUUCUUCCUCUUUGCAGUUAAUCCCCAGAUGUGAUAAUUCACUUAAGCCAAUCCUCAAUCCGCUUUACAAUUUACUUCCCCAAACUCAAAACCCUAAUCAAAUCGUCGAUGUCAUCUGUUCGACUCUCAAGCAGCGUGAUUUCGUCUUAUCCAACCUUCGCGACGAGGUGAAAUCUCUGAUUCCUCAUUUGGGCGAUCGUGAAAUCUCUAGGGUCUUGCUUAGGUUUCAGUCCGAUGCUUCUCGAGCUCUUGCGUUUUUCACUUGGGUUAAAUUCGAUUUAGGGAAGAGGCCAAAUGUUGGUAACUACUGUUUGUUGCUUCACAUUCUCGCUUGGUCUAAGAAGUUUCCGUUGGCUAUGCAAUUUCUCUGUGAAUUGAUUGAAUUGCAAUCUAAGGAAGAAGAAGAUGUAUUUAGUGUUUUGGUUUCUGCUACUGAUGAAUGCAAUUGGGAUCCUGUGGUUUUCGAUAUCCUCGUCAAAGGUUACCUGAAAUUAGGUUUGGUAGAAGACGGAUUCUCGGCGUUUCGAAAGGUGAUUGAUUCCGGUUUUCGUGUUAGUGUCGUCACUUGUAAUCAUCUCUUGAAUGGUUUGCUGAAACUGGACUUGAUGGAGGAUUGUUGGCAAGUGUACCAUGCGAUGAGUAGAGUCGGAAUCCAUCCCAACACGCAUACAUUCAACAUUCUCACGAAUGUGUUCUGCAAAGAUUCGAACUUCCAUGAAGUUAACGACUUUCUGGAGAAGAUGGAAGAAGAAGGAUUUGAGCCUGAUUUGGUUACUUACAACACGUUGGUGAGUAGUUACUGUAGAAGAGGAAGGUUGAAAGAAGCGUUUUAUCUGUACAAGAUCAUGUAUCGGCGUAGUGUUGUCCCGGAUUUGGUAACCUAUACAUCGCUAAUCAAAGGUCUUUGUAGAGAUGGGAGAGUUAGAGAAGCUCAUCAGACUUUCCACAAGAUGGUAGACAGAGGAAUUGCUCCUGAUUGUAUCUCGUACAACACUUUGAUCUAUGCUUAUUGCAAAGAUGGAAUGAUGGAACAGUCGAAGAGAUUGUUACACGAAAUGCUUGGGAAUAGCGUUGUUCCGGAUCGGUUUACUUGUAAGGUUAUAGUCGAAGGCUUUGUGAGAGAAGGACGGUUGCUUGCAGCUGUUAGUUUUGUUGUAGAGCUUAGAAGGUUAAAAGUUGCAAUACCGUUUGAAGUUUGCGAGUUUCUGAUUGAGAGUUUGUGCCGUGAAGGUAAACCGUUUGCAGCGAAGCAUCUGUUGGAAAGAAUCAGCGAAGAGGAAGGUCACGAGGUUGCUAAACCAGAGACUUACAACAACUUGAUCGAGUCUUUGUCCCGUUGUGAUGCUAUCGAAGAGGCGUUGGUUCUAAAAGAGAAGCUCACUAGCGCGAAUCAAGUUCUUGAUGUCAAGACGUACCAAGCUCUUAUUUGCUGUUUGUGUAGGAUCGGUAGGUACCGUGAAGCUGAGUCUAUGAUGAAGGAAAUGCUUGAUUUUGAGGUGAAACCGGAUUCUUUAAUAUGUGGAGCUUUGGUUAAUGGAUACUGCAAAGGAUUGGAUUUGGCUAAAGCUGAGAGUUUAUUGAGUUUCUUUGCUAUGGAGUUUAGAAUCUUAGACAUAGAGAGUUACAAUUUAGUUGUUAAAGCGAUUUGUGAAAAGGGAAGUGGAUACAAGAAAGUGUUAGAGUUUCAGGAGAGAAUGCAGAGAGUUGGGUUUGUUCCAAACAGUCUAAGUUGUAUGUACAUGAUCCAAAGUUUAAACCAAUGA